Patella vulgata (common limpet) is the source of this 918-nucleotide messenger RNA. Its product is annotated as 60S ribosomal protein L15. Gene Ontology annotation, molecular function: structural constituent of ribosome; RNA binding. Gene Ontology annotation, cellular component: cytosolic large ribosomal subunit; ribosome. Lineage: Eukaryota; Metazoa; Mollusca; Gastropoda; Patellidae. Gene Ontology annotation, biological process: cytoplasmic translation. The record is from RefSeq and is a predicted model, not a curated record. The transcript has 4 exons. The coding region runs from base 163 to 777 and encodes 204 amino acids.
AACUUAGAUGGAAGUUUUAAAAACCCCGGGAAAUUGUACGAUCUGAACUCUUCAAAACUGAAAACCAGAAAAUUCAAACUCUCGUGUUAUCUCGUGAAGUACCGUUUGGUCUUUUACACGCAUCUUUUGUCCAGAGUACGUGCCUAGUGGCAGUAAACCAAGAUGGGGGCAUACAAGUAUAUGCAAGAAAUCUACCGCAAAAAGCAGAGUGAUGUUAUGCGGUUUCUGCUUCGUGUGAGAUGCUGGCAGUAUCGUCAAUUAAACCCAGUUCAUCGUUGUCCAAGACCAACUCGACCAGAAAAGGCAAGACAGCUUGGUUACAAAGCUAAACAAGGCUUUGUUAUCUACAGAGUACGUGUACGUAGAGGUAGUCGCAAGAAGCCAGUUAGAAAGGGUAUUACAUAUGGUAAACCUAAAAGACAUUGUGUUGUUCGACUCAAGUAUGCCAGAAACCUGAGAUCCGUUGCUGAGGAACGUGUUGGGCGCAGAUGUGGAAAUCUCAGAGUUUUAAACUCUUAUUGGGUUUGUCAAGACUCUAUGUUCAAGUUUUAUGAAGUAAUCUUGGUUGAUCCAUUCCACAAAGCUAUCCGAAGAAAUCCACGCACACAAUGGAUAUGCAGACCUGUAAUGAAACACAGAGAAUUACGUGGCUUGACCAAUGCUGGAAAAUCAUCCCGCGGUUUGGGUAAAGGUCAUAAAUUCAAUAAAACUACUGGUGGAUCUAGAUGGGCCAACUGGAAGAAACACAAUACUGAGCAGAUGCUCAGGAAACGUUAAUUUUUUUUUUUUUUUCAAAAAAUUUUUUUUCCUUCCAAAAUCAAUGUUUUUCUACAUUGCAUAAAAAUUAUGUGGUUCCAGGGAGAAGAAAAAGCCAUCUGGAUGAAAAUCUGUCAAUAAAAAACAUCACUCAUACCCAUU